AUGGCUACGCAGAAUCUCGUUUGGUUCAUCACUGGAGCCAAUGCUGGAUUUGGUCUGCUUCUAACAGAGUUGGCCCUUUCCCACGGUCACACCGUUGUGGCCACCGCGCGCAGCUUUUCCAAAUUCCCAGAUUCUCUUAAGUCAAACCCUAAGGCAGAUCUUGUCGAAGUAGAGAUUUCUGGGCCCGGCUCUGCUAUUAAUGCAGUGGUCGCGGGAGCUAUACAACGGCACGGACAAAUCGAUGUAUUAGUCAACAACGCCGGGUUCGGUCACCUCGGGGCUGUCGAAGAGGUCUCAGAAGCAGAAGCACGGUAUCAAUUCGAUGUCAACUUCUUCGGUCUAUUGAACUUCACCAAGGCUGUCAUCCCGUACAUGCGAGAGCAGAAGUCUGGCAUCAUUGUUCAAGUGUCUAGCGGAGCUGGUCUGUGGGCUGGAGUUGGUGGGCCAAUCUACGUGGCUUCAAAGCAUGCCGUCGAGGGGCUGGCGGAGGGCCUGGCAAACGAGGUAAAGCCGUUGGGGAUCCGUGUGCACUUGGUCGAGCCUGGUAUUUUUCGAACAGACUUCCUUAAAGCAGCUUCUCAGGGUAAACAGCUCGGUGAGAAGAAAGAAGGAUACUUAGACAAUGGAUCAAUCAUGGGUGGACUUCACCAAAGCCAGCCGGGAGACCCAAAGAAGGCUGUACAGCGGAUGUUCGAGAUGGUUACAGGUACUGGGAUGGGUCAAGGCAAGGAGUGGGACCUAAGGGUUCCUCUCGGGUCAGAUGUCUAUGGAAUGCGGGACCAGAAAAUCAAGAGCUUGACUGAGACUGCUGAGAAGAUGAAGGAUAUUUCUCUUAGUACAGAUUUUGCAUCUUGA
Molecule: messenger RNA, 855 nt
Organism: Phaeoacremonium minimum UCRPA7
Lineage: Eukaryota; Fungi; Ascomycota; Sordariomycetes; Togniniales; Togniniaceae
Product: putative short chain oxidoreductase protein
Exons: 1
Coding region: 1-855 (284 amino acids)
Molecular function (GO): oxidoreductase activity
Source: RefSeq, a predicted model, not a curated record